GUGGAUGUACUGAGGAGUUUUAAUAAAUUGGGGCAAACUGCAUACAUGUAUUUAUUGUCCUAGCCUUUUGAUGUUACGAGAAAGAGUAGGUCAUAGCCGACUUUGUGUCCGAGUUUUUGUCAUGGAUCUGAAAGUCAAAAGUUAUUUGAGAACGAAAACCCUCUCUUUGUCUCUGCGUCUAGAGUCUUUGGUGAGAUAAGAACAGAGACGACAAGACAAGAGGUGAACGAUAAACACAAAACACAAGGCACGUGAUUGCCCAUUUUACAACAUCCGAGCCCAUGUGUUAAUGUUUGUAUAGGAAAAUCCAAAAAAGUUUGGCCCUUUGCCCUCGCUAUGACAGUUGCCUCCUGCGGCGGCGCUAUGCUCGCAAGCAAACCAAAUGCUACGCAAGCGAAUUUCUUCACUUGAGAUCCACCUAAUCUCAUAUUCAGUCUACGUCUGCCUUCCCCUUAAUAUGAUAUAGAUAGUAUCGAAAAAGCUUUGCUUCCUUUAUUUCUUGGCUUUAGGGUUUAGAGCGUAGUCUUGCCAUCCUAUCCUGCUCUAGUCUCUCGCACUUUGCCUGGGUUAAAUGGCUCUUCUAAGUAGUGUUGAUGCAAAUCCAGUAUCAUCAAUAAGCAGGACCGAGCCCAUGUUAUAUGGCUACAUGGAACACAACUACGUGAUCAUGGAGAAGAGACAGCUGUUCCUGAGGAGCUACCAGUUCUGCAGAAAGAGGAGCAUGGCAGAGAGAAUCAAGAGAUCCUUGGUUAGGGUUAAGAGGGUGAUGUGGUUUAGGUUACGAUCUGCCCAUAAACUGAGAAGGUCGGUCUUGUCCAGACUCCGAUUCGCCUUGUAUCGCAGAAGAAGAUUUAUCCGUCUGAGGAACAACCAUCACCGGCACAGUGGUAACUCCGGCUGCUUCCUGUAGGACUUAGCUGUGGUAUUUCUAAUUUGGAAUUAUUAUUUGUGAUUGGAACUUGAUAUUUGAGUUGAUAUAACUCUUAAUACCUAUUCCCUUAUGUUCCUUGGCGCAAGACGAAAUUUGCCUCUCUUGGAGCUUUAAAGAAAAAGGCAAAUUGUCAUUUGUGCGAUUAGUUGCUUGCUUACAUGUAGUAAAUAUGAUAGUGGCAUGACUAGCAUUUCUUUGAUCCAACUUGCAGGCUUUAUGUUGAAAUUUAAUAUACUUGUCUUGUUGAAAUUUGAUUGUAUUACUGAAAGCUUUAGACUUUUAGUUAUAUCAAUUUAUGAAAAUUAUUUUCAAUA
Messenger RNA from Theobroma umbraticum, 1245 nucleotides. RefSeq lists its product as uncharacterized. The record is from RefSeq and is a predicted model, not a curated record. Lineage: Eukaryota; Viridiplantae; Streptophyta; Magnoliopsida; Malvales; Malvaceae.